CCCCCGAGGUGCUGGAGCUCCUCGCACAGCGGCGGCAAGACCGUGGUGCAGUGGCAGGCGCCGCCGCCUGCGUCCUGGCAGUGCGCCGGGGCGCCGCUCGGCGCGCAGGCGGCGGCUGCCGGCGCCUCCGGCGUGUCGAGGCUCCGGCUCGCCUGGGUGCCGCCCUCGGCGCUGCAGCCGGGGGCUCCGCCACUCAGCCGCUUCGACUUCGCCGCCGCGCUGGCCGCGGCCGAGGCGGACGGCGCCGCGGCCGCCGACGCCGCGGCAGGUGGCCUGGGCUUCUGGGAGCUGCCGGGCGAGGUGCUGCAGCACGUCAUGGACUUGCUGCCCAGCUUCCGGGACCGGCUCCGGCUCUGCAGCACCUGCGCAGCCACCAGCCAGCUGGAGUGGCGCCUC
Molecule: messenger RNA, 396 nt
Organism: Prorocentrum cordatum
Lineage: Eukaryota; Dinophyceae; Prorocentrales; Prorocentraceae
Source: the annotation of a GenBank genome assembly